AUGCUUCACAUAGCCCAGCAGAUUGCAGCAGGUAUGGUGUACCUAGCCUCACAGCACUUCGUCCAUCGAGAUCUGGCAACAAGGAACUGCCUGGUGGGAGAGAACCUCUUAGUGAAAAUCGGAGAUUUUGGAAUGUCUAGAGAUGUGUACAGUACAGAUUACUACAGGGUAAGUUUACUUUUUGUUAUAAUCCUUUGUAGAGACUAUGAAAAUGGUAUAGGCUUUAAGACACAGAACACACAGUAA
Molecule: messenger RNA, 246 nt
Organism: Staurois parvus
Lineage: Eukaryota; Metazoa; Chordata; Amphibia; Anura; Ranidae
Source: the annotation of a GenBank genome assembly